Molecule: messenger RNA, 2325 nt
Organism: Didymella exigua CBS 183.55
Lineage: Eukaryota; Fungi; Ascomycota; Dothideomycetes; Pleosporales; Didymellaceae
Exons: 2
Coding region: 163-2289 (708 amino acids)
Biological process (GO): regulation of DNA-templated transcription
Molecular function (GO): DNA-binding transcription factor activity, RNA polymerase II-specific; zinc ion binding
Source: RefSeq, a predicted model, not a curated record
CCCUUCUUGCCUUCAACCAUCAACAAGUGCCCAUCACAAUGUCGUUGCAUCCAUUCACGCCUCCGAGUAGAUCUUCGCGGUGGCUUUCGUCACGUGGAAGCAUUCUCUACACCUCUGAAAGUGGACUGGACCUCAGGCUAUCACGCGACAUACAUCCACUCCAUGGAGGACGCGUCGACUGCCAAAGGCCAACGGCUUCGUCUAACCUGCACGGAAUGCUACCGGCGUAAGAUCAAAUGCGACAAGACCAUACCAUGUAAUACAUGUACCAAAAGAGGCUACGCAAAUCGUUGCACGCGUGAAGAAGACGAGGCAGUCUCAAGAUCCAUCAUGCAUGCUUCUGAGAACUCCACAACAUCACAUAAUCUGAUUCGAACGUUACUGCACCGCGUGAAUCAACUAGAAGCCCAGUUGUUGAGUAACGCCGAACACGUUGGGCCUGAUGAAUCAGUUCGAUCACCCCCGGUUUUGUCGUGUCCUCCUCGAUCGCAGGGUCAUGACAAUCGAGCUGCUACACCAAUGUUGGCUCAACCGGACCCAUGUGAACCCAUGAACAGCCCCAUUCACGAGCAUCCGGCGUCCGCUGUGCUCGAGGAUGAUGAUGCCGCGACAGUACUCGAGUUCCUUGCUUGGGGCCGCAACAAAGAUGCCGAGUAUGGGAGCACAGCAAACCAGGUGAGCCGGAAAAUCUUGAUACAGGGAGACGUUUCUCUGCCAUCGAAUGCUCUGCUCGAUGGCAGUAAGCAGGCGACCUUCGACCUUCUCGAAAUCCUGCUUCCAGAUCAAACACAAAUUCGUCAGCUUGUCGAGUAUCACAGCACUCAUCUUUUAUGGUAUCACGGCUCGUAUUCAGCUUGGAUCUUCAAUAAUGACGUGGAGAAGUUCCUGGACAGCUACUCUGGAGAUAUCCGAAACCCCGACCUAGAUAUGCAAUGGUUGGCACUUCUUUUUGCAAUCCUGACGGGCAGUUUAGCCUGUGCACCCUCCAAAGUUCGCCAUGCAUGGGGUUUCGGAGACACUGAAAGCUCUAAGUUGGCUCUGCAGUGGUACGAAGCGUGCGUCUCGUGUCUCAACACCGGUCUUUAUAUCGAAAGGCAUACUAUAAAUUCGGUCGAAGCCAUUUCCACUUUGACAAUCGCUGCACAUAUAUUGGGCAAGUCAAACAGCCAGUCGAUCCUCUUAUCUUCGGCAGGACGCAUAGCGCAAAGUCUUGGUCUGCAUCGCCUAAGCGGAGAGACAAAUAUUCCCGCGGAGCAACUGCGGCGAAGGGAAGCUGGUCGACAUGUAUUUGACCAGCUUUGCACGCAGGACUGGUUCCAGAUACCGUUCUCUGAGUCCUAUUCCCUGAAUCCACGCUUCAUCAAGACCGACAAGCCUACUAAUUGCAAUGAUCACGGUCUUCAGCGCCUGCCCGAAGCUGUUCCAACGCAAACGAGCUACUGUAACUAUCGGUAUAAGGUCGCGGCUCUCAUGCCGCGGUUGCUCGAUGCAACCUCGGAGUGUAACACGUUGUUUACAAAAUACGAGCAAGUACUGAAGUACGAUGAGAAGAUGCGAAAGCUUGCGACUGCAUCUAUGCCAACAUUUUUGUCGACCAGUGCAACGAUCAACGCUGACUGGCCAGUGUGGAUUGGUUGGGCUCGACGAUCGUUGGCUAUUUGCGCGGCGCACAAGAUCAUCAUGAUUCAUCGCAGGUUCCUUGGUCUGUCGUUUACGAACACGGCGUUCUCCUUCACACGUCGAACAUGCGUGGCUGCUGCGAAGACAAUUCUGAAAGAGGCUUUGUCAGCGAACGACCAGAAUGGGCCGAUCCUUUGGAUCGAGCAAGCGUUCUCUGUUGCGGCCGGAAUCGUGCUAUGCCUUGAUAUUGCCCAUCGCGAACCCGAUUUGGACGAUCUCGAUCGCCACGAAACCCUGAUAGAAAGAACGAUUGGCUAUCUGAGAAGCUUUAAGGCCAGUAAGAUCGCUUCUCGUGGUGCACAACUUCUCUCAACCCUGCAGAAAGAACUCCAACAAGGUUCUUUUGGUGGUCUGGGGAAGAGACGCCACGAUGAUGCAAGGACCAAUCUCGUCCGGCCUACAAAGCAGGCACGCACGUUGCAUGACACGUCGAGAACUUCCAGGGUAGCUGUUUCACAGCCGGCAGUCACUCUCAUAGCCCACACUGUGGAUUCCCUCGAUAUGACCCAAGAGAGUAGCGCUUGGGACGAGAACCCUUGCCUAUAUCCAAUCGACAUCACACUCGGGACUCAAGGUCUGUUCGACGAUCUCCUAUCCUUCCAGUUCUAAGAUACAAUCCGGUUCUCACCAUGAGAUGCAGCUGGG